Molecule: messenger RNA, 1945 nt
Organism: Hyaloscypha bicolor E
Lineage: Eukaryota; Fungi; Ascomycota; Leotiomycetes; Helotiales; Hyaloscyphaceae
Product: MFS general substrate transporter
Exons: 3
Coding region: 87-1541 (484 amino acids)
Biological process (GO): transmembrane transport
Cellular component (GO): fungal-type vacuole membrane
Molecular function (GO): transmembrane transporter activity
Source: RefSeq, a predicted model, not a curated record
CUUUCUCUUCUUAUAUUUCACCUCCCGGGAUCUCCUAACUUCGACCAUUGCGUUGUGAAACACCAAGGCCGUUUUGGAGUGAGCGCAUGCAAAGAAGUGCUGGUUAUGGGGCAGAGGACAGCUGCUUAAAAAACCACACAAACAAUGAAGUUUCUAGCACUACUCCAGACUACGAUGUCGAAAAGACCGCCAUAAACCCUUCAGACCCCACUGCACAUGACGUUGCACUGAACACCCAAUGCCCCUCCGAUCAGGGCGGAAAAGGUCUCUACGACCAAAACGCAGAGCCAGACACUGAUACCUCGACCCUCACGGAUGAGCAAGAUGACUUUCCUGAAGGCGGCCUGAGGGGCUAUUGUGUCGUCAUCGGCGCAUUUUGUGGGCUCUUCUCUGUCUUCGGGAUUAUUAAUUCUACUGGGAUUUUGCUUGAGUACUUUAGCACUCAUCAGCUGAAAGACUAUACUUCAAGUCAGAUAGGAUGGAUUUUUGGCCUUUCCCUGUUCUUGACCUUCUUCUGUGGAGCCCCCAUUGGCCCCAUAUUUGACGCCUACGGUCCAAGGCUACUGAUGCUUUGUGGAUCCGUGCUCCUCGUCGCUUCGAUGUUCCUACUGGGACUAUGUACACAGUACUGGCAUUUCUUCAUGGUGUACAGCGUCUUGAAUGGCCUGGGUGGUGCUUUCAUCAAUACACCGUGUAUAUCAUCAAUCGGCCAUUUCUUCCUUCUCAGGCGAGGAAACGCCACCGGAAUUGCGAUGACUAGCGGCUCCAUAGGCGGCAUCAUCUUCCCAUUGAUGCUCCAGAAGCUGUUUCCCAUGCUAGGCUUCGCGUGGGCAACCAGAAUCAUGGGGUUCAUUCUCGCCGGCCUCCUAGGGCUUGCGAAUAUUUUGGUCAGGGGUAGGCUGCCCGGCAAGCCGAUGGCCAGUUUUAUGAGUGUGGCCCCUGACCUCACGGUCUUCAAAGAUCCCCCUUUCGCGUUUGUGAGCCUUGGGAUCUUUCUCAUGGAAUGGGGAAUAUUUGUACCACUUACUUAUCUCACGUCCUAUUCCACGUCUCAUGGCCACAGCUCGUCCUUCGGCUUCCAAAUCAUUGCUGUCCUGAACGGUGGUUCUUUCUUUGGACGGUUCUUCGCUGGCUUGGCCGCAGACAUGAUAGGCAGAGUGAACACUCUCAUCCUCAGCAUUGUUUUGUGCAUCAUCACAUGCUUUGCGCUCUGGCUGCCAGCCGGAGAUUCGACUGCAAUGACCGUUGUCUUUGCCGUCAUAUUCGGCUUCGUCAGCGGCUCAAAUCUCAGCCUCAGCCCUGUUUGCGUUGGCCAGAUGUGCAAAACCGAGCACUACGGAAGAUACUACUCCACUUGUUGGAUGUUUGUGGCCUUCGGAACUCUGACGGCACUCCCGAUCGGAGGACAGAUCCUAAUCGCCAAUGGAGGAAAAUACAUCGGCUUGAUUAUCUUUGCUGGAUUGUCCUAUACGGCUGCUGCGGCAUGCUUGAUCGCUGCGAGAGUUCUGAAGGUUGGAUGGAAAAUCAAGAUGAUAUAUUGAGGUCAAAUUUGGGAUUGAGAGCAUACACACAGACUCGAAGCGGAUUUUAUUGUUCCCUAUAUGGGGCAACAACGGACAUCAGACUGAACACCAAUAUAAAUAAAAAGGAGGAUGGGAAGUGUUUAGCGGGUUAGUACAUACGAUGGAGAAUAUUGAAGAAUUUCAGUUUUUGCAUGUUUUCUUCGACUCACGUACAGAUGUUAUUCUUCGCAAAAUUCCAUUCAUAAACAAAUUUAAUUUUGAGCACUAGAGGAGGAGGGAAAUGAAACAUUUCUAUUCGAGAUAAUGCAUUUAAAGGUAUUGCACCACAUCUAUAGAAGUGUUUGCCUUAGAAGAUUUGGUAUCUGCAAGUAGUGCCACGAGGAGGGACCGUUACCAAUAAUUCAGGGACAUCGAGAUUCUCC